CUAGAUGCCUCAUUUCCGCCUCACUGUAUAUCUGUUUGAUGCGCCCUGAAAAGGCCCUUUUCCGGCUUUGAGAAGUGUGGUGCAGAACGGCAGACACAAUGACUUCAGAGUCGUGGGAGACUGCCCCUGCAGUGGCUGAAACGCCAGAAAUCAAACUCUUCGGGAAAUGGAGCACAGACGAUGUUCAGAUCAAUGACAUCUCCCUGCAGGAUUACAUUGCUGUGAAGGAGAAGUACGCUAAGUACCUGCCACACUCUGGAGGCCGCUAUGCAGCUAAGCGUUUCCGCAAGGCCCAGUGCCCCAUCGUGGAACGUCUCACCAACUCUAUGAUGAUGCAUGGCCGCAACAACGGCAAGAAGCUGAUGACCUGUCGCAUUGUGAAGCACGCCUUCGAGAUCAUCCACUUGCUGACCGGGGAGAACCCCCUACAGGUGCUCGUCAAUGCCAUCAUAAACAGCGGGCCCCGUGAGGACUCCACCCGUAUUGGUCGUGCUGGUACCGUGAGGAGGCAAGCCGUGGACGUGUCCCCUCUGCGUAGAGUCAACCAGGCGAUCUGGCUGCUAUGCACUGGAGCAAGAGAAGCUGCUUUCAGGAACAUCAAGACUAUCGCAGAGUGCCUUGCCGAUGAGCUGAUCAACGCAGCUAAGGGUUCUUCCAACUCCUACGCCAUCAAGAAGAAGGACGAGUUGGAGAGGGUCGCCAAGUCCAACCGUUAAAAUUGUUUGUUCCUUUCUAAAAAAAAAAAAAGAAAAUGAGUAAAUAAAUUUGAACUUCCAUUGUUUAAAAAAAAGUUGGAUGUGGUAUGGUGUUUAGUAACACUUAUAAAGGCCUGAAUACAGGACAGUUGAGGAAUGA
Salvelinus fontinalis (brook trout) is the source of this 855-nucleotide messenger RNA. RefSeq names its product 40S ribosomal protein S5. Gene Ontology annotation, biological process: translation; ribosomal small subunit assembly. NCBI's taxonomy places the organism in Eukaryota, Metazoa, Chordata, Actinopteri, Salmoniformes, Salmonidae. Gene Ontology annotation, cellular component: ribosome; cytosolic small ribosomal subunit. The transcript is spliced from 6 exons. The record is from RefSeq and is a predicted model, not a curated record. Bases 99 to 716 code for a protein of 205 amino acids. Gene Ontology annotation, molecular function: structural constituent of ribosome; rRNA binding; mRNA binding.